AUGCUGUUUAGCCGUCUCUUCACCCUUGUCGUUCUGGCUUUGACAUCUCCCGCUUUCCUCAUCCUCGAAGGCCAGGAAGAAGGUAUUUACGCCGUCAAGUACAUCGAUGGCCGUUCGGUUCACACUAAUAUUGCCAACGCAACUGUCUACCGCCAUUUUCCGGAGAGCUAUUUCAAGCCAGAGGCGUCUCGUAAUAGCCGUAGCCGCCGCAACCACAACCGCUCGAUAUGCGGUGGCGCCAAAAACCUUGACUACGGCAACACUAAUGCGGCAAUGCAGACAUCGACCGACAGUGUGGAAAUGGAUCAUGUGUUGGCUCUGGCCUAA
Molecule: messenger RNA, 327 nt
Organism: Ascochyta rabiei
Lineage: Eukaryota; Fungi; Ascomycota; Dothideomycetes; Pleosporales; Didymellaceae
Exons: 1
Coding region: 1-327 (108 amino acids)
Source: RefSeq, a predicted model, not a curated record